This is a messenger RNA of Etheostoma cragini (Arkansas darter), 785 nucleotides long. It is a transcript of the gene igldcp, whose product is annotated as galectin 17. The transcript has 5 exons. The record is from RefSeq and is a predicted model, not a curated record. Bases 264 to 740 code for a protein of 158 amino acids. NCBI's taxonomy places the organism in Eukaryota, Metazoa, Chordata, Actinopteri, Perciformes, Percidae.
CGGUCACCUCCUUGGUGGGGAACCGGGCGGUCCUUCCCUGCAGCUGGAAGCGGCGCCUGGGCGAGCAGGCCCCGCCCCCCCCCCGCCACGUCCAGUGGGCCACGCUGGCCGACACCGUGUUCGAGCAGCGCGGCCAGCGGAGGUGGCAGGCCGAGGAGUUCGAGGGCCGCGUGGAGGUUCCCGAGGAGAAGCUGGGCUCCGGGGACUGCUCUCUGAUCAUCAGCGACGUCCAGAUCGGAGACACGGGCCGAUACGAGAGCUUCAUGGUGGUGGACGGACAGAGGGACGGGAAGACCAGGGUCUUCAUCCAGAGCGUCAAGCUGUCCGUGUUCGACCACAAAUCCCUCGAGUCUCGAGGUCCUGGGGAGGACCUGGUCCUGGAUCUGUACACCCGGCACUCUGUGAGAGUGGUCUUCCAGGGCAGGGACAGCUCGGAGUGGGCGGACCUGUGGAUGCGAGGGGACGAAGACUCGCCGCGGCUGCAGAAACAUCCGCUCAACGAGCAGCUGGCCAUCACGAAGUUAACGAGCGCCGACGAGGGAACGUACAAGGUCCUGGACGCCGCCGGCCUCGCCGUCAGCACCGUGCAGCUCGCUGUGAACGAAAAACACACGGCUCGGAAAUCCUACCAGAGUCAGGAAAACCCUGCACCGACAGGUGAGACUGCCAAAAGCAGCUGUUCAGCGCUCCUCGUCUCGUCUCUUCUUGUCACGGGUUUCCAGAUUCUUCACCUGUUCUGAGAAGAUCUCCUCUGCAAAAUAACUGCACAUAGAAACAUAACAACU